Molecule: messenger RNA, 2273 nt
Organism: Acanthochromis polyacanthus (spiny chromis)
Lineage: Eukaryota; Metazoa; Chordata; Actinopteri; Pomacentridae
Product: putative ubiquitin carboxyl-terminal hydrolase 50
Biological process (GO): protein deubiquitination
Molecular function (GO): cysteine-type deubiquitinase activity
Source: RefSeq, a predicted model, not a curated record
AUUUCUUGAGUCCAAAAUGCAAAUAUAUUUAAUUUAUACUAAAAAAGCAGAAAAUUUCAUCAAAUGUUUGACAUUUUACCAAAAUUGUACUAAUCAACUUGUUAUUUGAACUACAGAAAACACAUUUAUCGUAAUGCUUCGGUGCUCUAAUCAUAUUCAGUUACAAUACAAUGAGCAACACAAACGAGCGCAGCAACAAGGACAGCUUUGAUUUCUAUUUUUCUUUGUUCCUGCAGUACAAACACUAGCAGCAGUGCUCAGGUGAUGGAAUACGACAAACACAUCUCUGCAGUGAAGCGACAGACCAGGUGGAACAGGCCGGGAGUCUGCGGUUUGGACAACUCUGGGAACUCCUGCUACCUGAACGUUGUGCUGCAGUGUUUGUGCUCCACCGUGCCCCUCGUGGAGCAUCUCCUUAAUCAGGACACACGCAGAGACCUGGCAAAGUUUGCUGAGCGGUUUCACCUCUGUUUACGCAGGUCUAAGUGCCGCUUUGCUGAAGUGUUUGUCCGACUGCUGGAGGAGAUGUGGCUGGGAAGGAGCUCCAGCUGUGCCCCCCUGGAGGCCCGCUCGGCUUUGUCCUCCAUCCUCCCCCAGUUUAACAACUACUCCCAGCAGGACGCCCAGGAGCUGCUGCUCUUUCUCCUCAACAUGCUUCAUGACGACCUCAAGAAGGUCGCAAAGCGGCAGACGCGCUCCUCGAUGCGACAGCCGAGACCAGAGCAGAACAGAAACUGCGGCUCUGACUUCACCAUCGUCUCACAUCUGUUUGAGGGCCAGCUGAGCUACAUGACCCUCUGCAUGCACUGCGACCACCAGGCGCACAGCAAGCAAACCUUCACCGUUCUGUCGCUGCCGAUUCCAACAGGCAUCACUAAAUGCUCCGUUCAGGUACCUUUCACCAGCUGCAGGUGCUUCCAGAUCCUCUUUUCAAACACCACAGUUUCACACACUGGUGGCCUUGCCGUUCGGUGCUUCCUCGUCUUUAUUUCUGUCUGCUUGUGUAGGAUUGUUUGUCGCUGUUCUUCGAGCAGCGUCCUGACAGGCGGAGAGCAGAUGUUGUGUUCGGUGUGUGGGCUGAGGAGGGAAACGGCGGUCCUCACAAGUCUGGACAAACCUCCGGAGAUCCUCCUGUUGCACCUGAAACGGUUUGGCUGUAAGGGGAAGCACCAGGUGAAACUCAGGACUAACGUUGGGUUUUCCAUGAAGCUCGAUCUCACACCGUUUCUAUCCAGCUCAGCUCAGAACGCCUCGUUUUCUUCAUACCACCUGUAUGCUGUUGUGAACCACACCGGCCACCUGAACACGGGUCACUACACGGCUCUGUGCCACAGCGCUCCGGCUCAGGUCUGGCACUGUUUUGACGACUCCAUUGUCAGAGAGGUACAGGACAGCGUGGUUCAGUCUCCAAACGCCUACAUGCUGCUCUACAGCUGCAAACCUUUCCAAAAACCAAAGAUUCACGGACUCUGAGCUCUCCAACAAGCGCCGCAAAUCCAUCCAUUUCCCUUAACGAAAGGAGAUUUAAACCGUACAACUCCUGCUUUGCUGCUGGCUUCUCCAGAAUUUCUAGAAAUUAAUGAUAAGGUUGAUCCCUGACUUGCGUGUUGCUAAUAUACUGCACAAGACACAAAAUAAAAUAAAUGAGCUUAUAAUUAGCCAGCUAAAAUACAAAAAUAUAUAUUUAAAUCAUACAUUUAUGAGGAGAAAAAAUAUGCAAGUGUCCAAAAACACAUUUUUAAAUUCAAAAUAAAAAAAACCCAUCAGAACCAACAUAGCAACUAGCAAUUAAUACGUCAAAGCAGGGUGAGUUAGAAGAACACCACUGAUGAAAUAGUGCUCGUAUAUUUAAAAUUAUGGAAAACAAAACAAAAAUAAACAAGCAUGAAGCCGUAACAAAAUCCUAACUCAGCCUGUCAUGAUUUUUAAAAAAUUCUUUAAACCACAAGAAGGAAGCGAUUCUGGUUUUCACUGAUUUCAAGAAAGGAUUCGACUCAACAGGCAGAAACCAAACGUUCUAGAUUCUACAGGCGUGUGGAAUCCCUCCUCCUGUUGUUGAAGCAAUAAAAGUUUUGUAUGUCAUCACUUCUGCGGUAGUCAAGACUCCUGAGGGCAACACAGAUCUGUUCUCCAUAGACACCGGAGUACUCCAAGGAGACCUUUCCUCUUCAUCAUCUGCUUAGACCAAGCACUGAGGAAUACAAUCUCGCCCUCUGAUGGUCUGACCCUAAAGCGUCAUCAAAGUAGAAGACACCCCAAAGAACUUGCAUUCG